Hipposideros armiger (great roundleaf bat) is the source of this 2630-nucleotide messenger RNA. Its product is annotated as zinc finger protein 264-like. Gene Ontology annotation, molecular function: RNA polymerase II cis-regulatory region sequence-specific DNA binding; DNA-binding transcription factor activity, RNA polymerase II-specific. Gene Ontology annotation, biological process: regulation of transcription by RNA polymerase II. The transcript has 4 exons. The record is from RefSeq and is a predicted model, not a curated record. The coding region runs from base 96 to 1976 and encodes 626 amino acids. NCBI's taxonomy places the organism in Eukaryota, Metazoa, Chordata, Mammalia, Chiroptera, Hipposideridae.
UACACGUAGGACAGUGAGGCUCGGAGUGCGACGGUCCGUCAAGGUCGCCCGGGUGCUCACUUUUUCCAGCCUCGCUCGACCUACAGGGUCCCACGAUGGCGAUGUCGCCGACCCACCAGACACAGAUGUCUGUGACCUUUGAUGAUGUGGCUGUGACUUUCACCCAGGAGGAGUGGGGGCACCUUGAUCUGGCCCAGAGGACCCUGUACCAGCAAGUGAUGCUAGAAAAUUGUAAGCUCCUGGUGUCUCUGGGGUGUCCUGUUCCCAGACCUGAGCUGAUCUACCAGCUGGAGCACAGGCAGGAGCUAUGGACGGUGAAGAAAGACCUCUCGCAAAGUACCUGUCCAGGUGACAAAGAAAAAUUCAAGACCACAGAACUUACUACCACUUGUGAGCCAGUCCUGUCUGAGGAAGCCUUACUUUGGGAACACAUAACGCAAAAAGUUCCAGGGGAGCCCCAGGUGGACCAAACCAAGGAUCAGAAUGGGCCAUCAGAAUUGAAUAGAGGACACAUAAGAUCAGGAAUAGACCUCCAGAAGGAGAAGCUCCUUGAGAACCCUGAACAUGGUGGCUUAGGGAUAGCUAAUGGUGUAUGUUCAAGGAUUGUACAGGAACCAGUCCUUCCAGGACGUGCUGUUCUUGACCAUGACUCACGUAAAUCAGGUAAAGAUCCCAUGGUUCAGGAAGAGGAAAAUAUCUUUAAAUGCAAUGAAUGUGGGAAAGUUUUUAACAAGAAACACCUUCUUGUUGGACAUGAAAAGAUUCACUCGGGAGUGAAGCCCUAUGAAUGCACAGAGUGUGGGAAAACCUUUAUUAAGAGCACACACCUCCUUCAACACCACAUGAUCCACACAGGGGAGAGGCCCUAUGAGUGCAUGGAGUGUGGGAAGGCUUUCAACCGCAAGUCAUACCUUACACAACACCAGCGGAUUCACAGUGGAGAGAAACCCUAUAAGUGCAAUGAAUGUGGAAAGGCCUUCACCCACCGCUCCAAUUUUGUCCUGCAUAAAAGGAGACACACUGGAGAAAAACCCUUUGUGUGCAAAGAAUGUGGGCAAGUUUUUCGACAUAGGCCAGGAUUUCUUCGACAUCACAUCAUCCACAGUGGCGAAAAUCCCUAUGAAUGCUUUGAAUGUGGUAAAGUCUUCAAACAUAAGUCAUACCUCAUGUGGCACCAACAGACUCACACUGGGGAGAAGCCCUAUGAGUGCAGUGAGUGUGGGAAAGCCUUCUGUGAGAGUGCAGCCCUCAUUCACCACUACGUCAUCCACACAGGGGAGAAGCCCUUUGAGUGCCUCGAGUGUGGGAAGGCCUUCAACCACAGGUCAUACCUCAAGAGGCACCAGCGGAUCCACACGGGAGAAAAGCCUUUUGUGUGCACUGAGUGUGGAAGGGCCUUUACCCAUUGCUCCACUUUUAUCUUGCAUAAAAGAACCCACACUGGAGAAAAACCUUUUGAGUGCAAAGAAUGUGGGAAAGCCUUCAGCACUAGGAAAGACCUCAUUCGACACUUCAGCAUUCACACAGGGGAGAAACCCUAUGAGUGCAGUGAGUGUGGGAAGGCCUUCAACCGUAGGUCAGGCCUCACGAGGCACCAGCGGAUUCACAGCGGAGAAAAGCCCUAUGAAUGCAUGGAGUGUGGGAAAUCCUUUUGCUGGAGCACAAACCUCAUUCGACACGCCAUCAUCCACACAGGGGAGAAGCCCUAUAAGUGCAAUGAGUGUGGAAAGGCCUUUAGUCGCAGCUCAUCCCUGAGUCAGCAUCAAAGGAUGCAUUCUGGGAGAAACUCUGUCAGUGUAACAGAAGUGGGAAGACCCUUCACAAGUGGGCAGACUGCAGUCACUCUCCGAGAUCUCCUUUUGAGGAAAGACUUUUUGAAUGUAACCACUGAGGAAAAUGUUUUGCCAGAGAAAACAUCUACCACAGCAUCUGAUUGUACAUACCAAAGAGAAACCCCACAAGUAUCUUCGCUGUGAGAAAGCCUUUUGUUGCAGAUCGUCACUUGUCAUGUGAAGGUGAAUUUCAGAAAUUGAUCCAGCCUAGUGUCUUAUUCUGCAUCUGAGAAUUCAUCUGUGAGGGAGACACUAGUCUUAUUGUGCAACAAGGAGAACCUUCACUUACAUUUUUCUACUUAGUUUACACUGCAGUGUUAAUCUCAGGAAAUUUUUUUUAAUCAAGGAGAAGACUUGUAAUGAGACUUCUUUGUCAAGCCUAUGGCACUUUGUCAUGGAUUACUUAGGUUACUUGGGGCAAGGUGAAUGUUGUCUCAGGGGUAAAGGGCCUUGACCCUUUAUAUGUCUUAUGUCAGGAGAGAGAAGAUAUUUAAGGAGAUAAGGAUACACAUGAAUGUGCACAUUCUGUUGUACGAAUUAGGACUAUUAAGGCUUUGAUUUAAAAAACAAACCAUCCUCUAUAGGAUUUUAAAAUCUAAUACAUCUUAAUCCCAAUCUAUUGUUUUUUGUAGCUGUAUUGUAAGUCUUUAAAGUGAGUAAAGUGAUUCAUUUCUCUUUAUUAUUUAAAAUUGACGUAGCUUUCCUAAUUCCUUUGACUUUUCAUAUAAAUCUUAAAAUAGUUUGUCUAUUCUUUUUUUGGGGGGGAGGGGAACAGACAAGUUCCUGUCAUUUUGUUCU